AUGAAUGAAGAUGCUAAAGAACUACAACAUUUUGUUCAAAAAAGCUGUGAAACAUUAAAAAUAGAUUAGUUUAAAGGAAAAGAGACAGAAUGCUUAGUAUAAUGUGGUUAUGGAUUUGCGGCUUCAAUUCAUUACCAAGGGCAAUUCAUGAAGUAUUUAAUGGAGCAAACCGAAGGUGUAGGAUGA
Molecule: messenger RNA, 186 nt
Organism: Paramecium tetraurelia
Lineage: Eukaryota; Ciliophora; Oligohymenophorea; Peniculida; Parameciidae
Exons: 3
Source: RefSeq, a predicted model, not a curated record